UUAAGAGUUUGCACUUUGCCAACAUGAAAAUCAAUAAGUUCCAGAGUAUUAGACAAGACUCCCGGUGGGGUGUAGGGGAGCACUAGGUCCACGUUACUUUUUCUUUGUGCACUCUCAGCGGCAUAUACCAUAUGGGAGGCCCCGUGAAAGUUAUCAACAUACCUACUGUCCAAAAAAAGCAGCGAUACUGAGUUAGAAACUCCAACUCCAUUCCUUCAAUACAGUUGGUUGCUGUCCUGUUUACAGCUAUAAAACAAGAUGGGGUCAUUAUUCCGUAGUGAAGAGAUGACCUUGUGCCAACUCUUUCUGCAGAGUGAAGCCGCCUACGCUUGUGUCUCAGAAUUAGGCGAGUUGGGUUUAGUGCAAUUCAGAGAUCUCAAUCCUGAUGUGAAUGUCUUUCAACGCAAAUUUGUCAAUGAAGUGCGGCGCUGUGAUGAAAUGGAGCGUAAAUUGCGGUACUUGGAGAAGGAAAUCAAAAAAGAUGGCAUUCCAAUGUUGGAUACGGGCGAAAGUCCGGAAGCACCACAACCGCGAGAAAUGAUUGACUUGGAGGCCACUUUUGAAAAAUUGGAAAACGAGUUGCGCGAAGUAAAUCAAAAUGCGGAGGCAUUGAAACGCAAUUUUUUGGAAUUGACCGAGUUGAAACAUAUUUUGCGUAAAACGCAAGUCUUCUUCGAUGAGACGGUGUCUACAGUUUCUUACAAUACUUCCUCCUACACUACUACCUUUAAAUCACGCUGGCGUUACGGGAGACAGAUGGCCGAUAAUCAAAACGAGGAUGAGCAGGCGCAAUUGCUGGGUGAAGAGGGCGUACGCGCCAGUCAGCCGGGACAAAAUUUGAAGCUCGGUUUUGUUGCUGGUGUAAUUUUGCGUGAGAGGCUGGCCGCAUUUGAGCGAAUGUUGUGGCGCGCAUGUCGUGGUAAUGUUUUUCUGCGUCAAGCCAUGAUUGAAUCACCACUGGAAGAUCCGUCGAAUGGGGACCAAGUGUACAAAUCUGUAUUUAUCAUCUUCUUCCAAGGUGAUCAAUUGAAGACACGUGUCAAAAAAAUUUGUGAGGGCUUCCGUGCAACCCUAUAUCCAUGCCCAGAGGCACCAGCCGAUCGGCGUGAAAUGGCAAUGGGUGUUAUGACACGCAUUGAAGAUUUGAAUACCGUGCUCGGUCAGACGCAAGAUCAUCGUCAUCGCGUCCUAGUCGCUGCCGCCAAGAACUUGAAGAACUGGUUUGUCAAAGUGCGCAAAAUAAAGGCUAUUUAUCAUACAUUGAAUCUCUUCAAUUUGGAUGUGACACAAAAGUGUCUAAUCGCCGAAUGCUGGGUACCGGUGCUGGACAUCGAGACUAUACAAUUGGCAUUGCGACGCGGCACCGAACGCUCGGGUUCUUCAGUGCCGCCAAUUUUAAAUCGUAUGCAAACAUUUGAAAAUCCACCGACCUACAAUCGCACCAACAAAUUUACCAAAGCUUUUCAAGCACUAAUUGAUGCAUAUGGAGUCGCUUCAUAUCGUGAAAUGAAUCCAGCACCGUAUACGAUAAUAACAUUUCCCUUUCUGUUUGCUGUGAUGUUUGGUGAUCUCGGACACGGUUCCAUUAUGGCACUAUUUGGUUUAUGGAUGAUACGCAAGGAGAAAGGUUUGGCAGCACAGAAGACUACAAAUGAAAUUUGGAACAUCUUUUUUGGAGGGCGUUACAUAAUAUUCCUAAUGGGUGUAUUCUCUAUGUACACUGGUCUAAUUUACAAUGAUGUAUUCUCGAAAAGUUUGAAUAUAUUUGGCUCUCAUUGGCAUGUCAACUAUAAUAAGACAACGGUGUUAAACAAUAAGCAUUUACAAUUGAAUCCAAGUACUAUUGACUAUGAAGGAGACCCCUAUCCGAUCGGCAUGGAUCCCGUUUGGCAGGUGGCUACAGCCAAUAAGAUUAUCUUUCAGAAUUCGUACAAAAUGAAGAUCUCAAUUAUACUUGGUGUAGUUCAUAUGAUUUUCGGCGUCUCAUUGAGUUUGCACAACCACACCUACUUCAAGAACCGAAAUGCUUUGCUCUACGAAUUCAUACCACAAUUGGUCUUCUUGAUUAUGAUGUUUUUCUAUUUGGCACUUUUGAUGUUUAUCAAAUGGAAUAGAUACGCUGCGUCCAAUGCUCCUCCUUAUUCGGCUUAUUGCGCUCCUUCAAUUUUAAUUACCUUUAUCGACAUGGUGUUGGGCAACACUCCGAAAACUCCACUCCCAGGCUGCCAGCCUUACAUGUUUGGUGGCCAGUCGUUCUUCCAGAAAUUAUUUCGUUUCAUUGCUUUGUGUUGUAUACCAGUAAUGCUGCUCGGAAAACCGCUAAAGAUCAUUCAACAACGUCGACAGGCAAAUCGCCAAAACUUAACUGGUGCCACUAGCGAUGCUGAGGUGGGCAUGACCAACGGUACAGCUGGCGGCAUUGCUGGACAUGGCGGUGGCGGUGAUCACCACGAAGAGGAGGAGCUAUCGGAAAUUGCCAUACAUCAAGGCAUACACACCAUUGAAUUCGUAUUGGGCUCUGUUUCGCAUACCGCAUCGUAUUUGCGCUUGUGGGCACUCUCCUUAGCACACGCACAAUUGGCAGAAGUUUUGUGGAACAUGGUAUUGUCGAUUGGAUUGAAACAAGAGGGUUGGACCGGUGGUAUUAUGCUGACAAUCGUGUUUGCUUUCUGGGCCAUACUCACUGUUGGCAUUUUGGUUUUGAUGGAGGGUUUGUCAGCAUUCUUGCAUACUCUACGUCUGCAUUGGGUUGAAUUCCAAAGUAAAUUCUACAAAGGCCUAGGUUAUGCUUUUCAACCAUUCGCUUUCGAUCAGAUUAUUGAAAAUGGUGGUGCGGCCUCAAUUGAAGGUGCCGAGUAAACGAAUGCAAUUUGUUUGGCUGGGUCAAUUGCAGUAGUUUGUAACGAUGUUUGCGACACAUACACAGCACGUGAAAAAUGAAGAAUUUAUGCACACUUACAGUUAAAUUAAAGUAAAUAAUUAAAUAUAUAUAUUGAGAAUUUAUUGAAUUUAAUGUUAUUGUAUGUAAUUUAAAAUUUAGCAAAAUUACAUACAUACAUACGUACAUAUGUACGUACUCUAUUCAAAUACUAUAUACAUACAUAUAUACAUACUGAAUUUAAAUUGAAAGUAAGACUUCUGGAAUGCUUUGAAUGUGAAGGUUAACGCUCGCCUCCGAUAUUUCAAAUGAGAUUAAUCCAUUUUCUGCAUUAAAUACUUAACGUUUCAUAUAAUCUUAAGCAUUACACGAGUUUAUUCCAUAAAAUAUCAAGUUAACUCUUAGCAACAAACUUUACUUCAUUAAAAUAGAAUUGAAAUAGUUGGCCAUUUGCAAAUAAUCAAUGUAUUUUUUUAACUACCUGUUUUUUAUACUUUCAUUAGCGCAGUUUAAAAAUCUACCAAAUGCUGUUAAACUUCAUUUUCCUAACAAUUCCUAAAUAAUGCAUUAUGUGAGCAUCUAAUUAUGUUAGGGUAAAUUCAAAUAAACAAAAACUGUCUGGAAGUUCAGUAUGUCGCAGUAGGAAUCUCGUCUAAUAUUGCUGCUAGAAAUCAUAUAAUCCUUUAUGUAAAAUGUUAAUGAGUCAAUGUUUAUGAGUAACUGAACUACUUGCUUUUUUGAAUAUCUUAUGCUUAACUGAAUAUAAUCAAAUAAUAUAAAUUGUAGUGAAAGUUAAAAACAAUAAUAAAUAUAUUGGAAAAAAUAGCCCAAAGGCGAAAAGCAA
This is a messenger RNA of Anastrepha obliqua, 3722 nucleotides long. RefSeq names its product V-type proton ATPase 116 kDa subunit a 1 (gene Vha100-1). Gene Ontology annotation, biological process: vacuolar acidification; proton transmembrane transport. Gene Ontology annotation, cellular component: vacuolar proton-transporting V-type ATPase complex; plasma membrane; vacuolar proton-transporting V-type ATPase, V0 domain. The record is from RefSeq and is a predicted model, not a curated record. NCBI's taxonomy places the organism in Eukaryota, Metazoa, Arthropoda, Insecta, Diptera, Tephritidae. The coding region runs from base 259 to 2859 and encodes 866 amino acids. The transcript is spliced from 11 exons. Gene Ontology annotation, molecular function: proton-transporting ATPase activity, rotational mechanism; ATPase binding.